This is a messenger RNA of Morus notabilis, 683 nucleotides long. RefSeq names its product 1-aminocyclopropane-1-carboxylate oxidase homolog. Lineage: Eukaryota; Viridiplantae; Streptophyta; Magnoliopsida; Rosales; Moraceae. Bases 21 to 644 code for a protein of 207 amino acids. The record is from RefSeq and is a predicted model, not a curated record. The transcript has a single exon.
AAAGGAAAGAAAGAAAGAAAAUGGUGGCAACCACCAAAGAUGAAUCUCUGGCAAUAUCUGAGUCAAAUUAUGAUAGACUAAGCGAACAAAGAGCUUUUGAUGACACAAAGGCUGGUGUAAAAGGACUUGUUGAUUCUGGGAUAACUAAGAUCCCUCGUUUCUUCUGCAACCAAUCAAACGACAUCAACAAAUACUCAAUAUCUGGAGAAUCCCAGUUGAGUAUUCCAGUUAUAGACCUCAAAGGCCUAACCAAAGAUCCAAUUCAACGCGAGGAGAUCGUUGAGAGAGUAAGAGAGGCGUCAAAGACGUGGGGCUUCUUCCAAGUCGUCAACCAUGGAAUUUCUUUGAGUGUUCUUGAGGAGAUGGAAAAUGCGGUACGUCAGUUUUUCGAGCAAGACACGGAGUUGAAGAAAGAAUUCUACACCCGGGAUGUCACUAGAAAGGUCGUUUACAAUAGCAAUUUUGAUCUGUUUAACUCUCCCAUGGCUACUUGGAGGGACACCUUUUUCAGCUUCAUGGCUCCUAAUCCUCCAAAGCCUGAAGAAUUGCCCGAGGCUUGCAGGAAAUAUAGAUUAAUGAUCAAUUCAUUUCAGUCAUGUCACUUUGUCAAUUAUGAAGCUGUUUUAGAGUAUACAAACAUAUGAUUAUGGUCGUCCAUGAAUGCCACGGUAGUAUAACCAGCA